CUUGUCCGGUUUUUAACAGGUAAUGGGACUACGAGGUCUGUUUUGAGAAUGAGAAGCGACCCGUGCUCAGUAGUGGGUCAUCGAUGUGUUGGAAUGAUGAUGAUUGUAAUAGUAUUGACUCCCAUACAGACUAGACUACUGACUACUUAUAUUGACCGAUAUCGAUAUUCGAUAGAUAUCGUGUUUCACAACACUAGCCAGUUUAAUACCGUCAAGUUCGACCGGUUGUGUGCUCAGUAAACAAGAUUAUCACAAUGAAGAGUGUAGUUUUAGUUUUAUUUUUAGUUUAUUUCACACUAAAAUUAAGUUCAGGUUACAAAGUGACUAGAGAUGAGACUAAACUAAAGGAAGUGCUGUUUUGGAAACAGAUUAGCUAUGAAAUUGAUGGGGUUUUAUAUAACCGAGAUGCAAAUCACAAAAAGACAGUCAAUGGUCUAAAUUUUGAGGACGAUUUAGAAGACAGCGAGAAAUACUUCAUUCAGUACAACAACGUGCCAAUAGGUUUAGAAGUGUGGGGCGACAGAAUUUUUGUGACGGUGCCUAGAAGACGCUAUGGAAUUCCAUCGACCCUCAACUACGUCUGGAAUGGUCCAGCGAAGUCACCAGCUUUACAACCGUAUCCUGGCAGCCAGGACCUGGUCUCUGUGUACCGACCCAGGAUAGAUGAGUGUGGCAGACUGUGGAUGGUGGAUACUGGGUUAUUGGAAGUACCAGGAGACAGAAGACAAGUGAGGAAGCCUUCAAUCGUAAUAUUUGACUUGAAGACUGAUAAACAGAUCCUGAGAUACGAGUUAAAUGAUUCCGAUCUUGUCAACGAGAGGACUCCUGGCGGUCUAACCUCAAUAACUGUAGACGUCACCAAAGAUAGCUGUGAUGAUGCGUAUGCCUACAUCAACGAUCUGGCAACAGAGGGGAUGAUAGUUUACUCGCUAAAGGACAAUAGGAGUUGGAGGUUAAACCACCCUACGUUUCUACAUGAUGAAGCUGCUCUAAACUUUACUGUUGCAGGUUAUGUAAUCAACUGGAAGGAUGGUCUGUUCAGCAUAGCGCUGUCGCAACCUGACGCUCAUGGUGACAGAACAGCUUACUACCACCCCAUGGUGUCCAACCAGGAGUUCUCCAUCAACACCAAGUUUCUCAAGAGUGGUGACAUCGGCAAUAAUGUGAAGGUAGUAGGAACACGAGGAACAAAAACCCAGAGCGGUUCCCAUGGCUACCAUGCACCAACGAAGACGUUGUUCUUUGCGAACCCCGCUCAAGACGCCAUGUUGUGUUGGCGCGUUGACACCAAAAUGGCGCCCGAAAAUAUUGGAAUCGCGGCACAGGAUCACACUAAGCUGGUUUAUAUAGCAGAUCUGAAAAUAAAGGGUGACGAGGUAUGGGUCCUCGUGAACCAAAUGCCGAAAUUCGUCUUUUCGACGCUCAACACUAGUGAAGAUAACUUCUAUAUACACAGGUUUAAAUUAUUUAAUAUCUUCGCUGUUCUACUGCUGGUAGUGAGGACCAAUCAACAGGAGAGGAGACUUGGAAAAUUCCAGGAAGUUUUCGCCUGGAAACAGCUGACUUACAAUAUCAAUGGAAUCCAGUUACUUCAAGACAGGUUUUCGGAAGAUAUCGAAGAGGUCCGAUCGAAGAGGGAAGCCGAUCGCCUCAUUUUCAGUGAUGACGGGCCCAACGAUAAUAAACCUUGGAACGAACCUCAAGAGCCCGAAAAUGAGAAACCUGUUUGGCAAACGACACCCCCAAGUCCUUCUACAAACCCUGAUGAUGAAGCAGGCAGAUUUUUUAUCCAAUACAACAAUGUUCCGAUGGGCGUGGAGAGAGUUGGUGACAGGUUGUUCAUAACGGUACCAAGGAGACGAUAUGGGAUCCCAUCAACUCUGAACUACGUGUCUCUAUCGCGUGACAGCAGGACCCGCUCCCCGCCGCUCCGCCCCUACCCCGACCUCGCCCGCGCGAGGUCACUGACCUCCGUCUACAGAACCCGUGCUGACCAGUGUGGAAGACUAUGGAUGGUCGACACUGGACUGCUGGAGAUACCUGGUAACCCACAGCAAGUACAGGCUCCAGCGAUCGUGAUAUUCGACCUGACUUCCGACAGGCAGAUCCUGAGGUACCCGUUCAAGAGUUCAGAUCUACCAGCUGCGAAUACUCCGACAGGCCUGGCGUCAAUAACAGUGGAUAUCACAGACUCCUGUGACUCUGCGUACGCCUACGUGCCAGACCUGACCACGUACGGUCUGAUCGUCUAUUCGCUGCAGGACAACAACAGCUGGAGACUGACUCACAACUACUUCCACUUCAACCCACUCGCUGGCAACUUGAGGAUUUCUGGUGAAAGCUUUCAAUGGAGCGAUGGCAUAUUCAGCAUAACACUAACAGAGCCAGGAGCCGAUGGCUGCAGAACUGCCUACUUCCACCCCCUGGCCAGCACCCAGGAGUUCUCCGUGUCCACUUGCGUGCUGCAGAACAGCAGCAUCAGCAGCCUGAGCGACUACUAUAGGCUUUACUCCUACGUUGGCAACCGAGGCGAGAAUAGUCAGUCCACGAUGCACGGGUACCAUCCGAAGAGCCACGUGGUGUUCUACGCGGACGUGGCGCGGGACGCCGUGUCGUGUUGGAACAGUGGAAACAUGCUCAACCCGGCUAAUGUGGCUAUACUGGCUAGGGACAGCCAGAGACUGAGCUAUCCUUCAGAUCUGCACGUCACGAAUGAUGAAGUAUGGGUGAUGUCCAACACACUCCCUAGAUUUGGUUACUCCACACUUGACACUAAUGAGUACAACUUUUUCAUUUACAGAGGGAACGUGAACGAACUGAUCGCUGGAACAGUAUGCGCGUCGCAAUACCCUGUCUAUCGUUAAUUUUUUGUUCUUUAUACUAUAUACAUAGUAAAAUGUUUAUGUUUACUCAUAUAACGGCAAUCAAAAUAGGUAUUUUUAAUGUUAAUAAAAUUAUCAGUUAACCAUG
Maniola jurtina (meadow brown) is the source of this 2970-nucleotide messenger RNA. RefSeq lists its product as uncharacterized. Bases 255 to 2864 code for a protein of 869 amino acids. The record is from RefSeq and is a predicted model, not a curated record. The transcript has 19 exons. Gene Ontology annotation, cellular component: extracellular region. NCBI's taxonomy places the organism in Eukaryota, Metazoa, Arthropoda, Insecta, Lepidoptera, Nymphalidae.